AUUGCUAAUUACCUCUCUUAAGUCACCAACUUUACUUAUAUGAGCAUGAAGCUUUAACCUUUCAUUUACACUUCCUCCUUUGUUUCAAACUUCAAAGUUAUUAAGGUUUAACAAGACAUAUACUUUUGACUGUUUUCGUUACUUAGGUGCAUGUCUACAGAUAUGUUUCUCCUUAACGAUUGCUUUAGAGUUGAGGAAGAACAAAAGAUAGAGACGGCUAGUAAAGCAAGUGAAGAAGAUUAUCUUAAACGUGACGGCCUUUUAGAUAUUGUACUGUCAUGGCCCUUCUUGGAUGUUCUCAACGAAAAUAUUUACAAAGACAAGGUUCACAAGAUUCCGGAGACGUUUAACUCAGUAACAGAUUACAAGAACUCUUUUGUUCCUCUUUUGAUUGAAGAAAUGCGCACUGAUUUAUCUUCAAGUUUGUUUGGGGUGUCCAGAGCUCCUUUGCGCGAAAUCAAGCACAUUGAAAACAGCAGGCGAAUUUCACUUCCUGAAGCUCAAGAGCAAAACAUACAGUUCAAUCACAUCAUACAGUUGAUGAGUGCAGCUGAAUCUGAUGAAGUUGAAGAUGGUGUAAAUUAUGUCCCUGAAUCAGGAGAUCUCAUUGCAUUCACAAACAUAAGGCCUAAAUGCUAUACUGACUUGAACACUCUCAAAAGUCACUACCAUAUUGCCUAUGUUGAAUGGGCAAAAAAAGAAAAUCUAUCAAAAGUUAAUGGAGAAAAAUAUGAUUAUUUUUAUAGAAUAUCUGUUCGAUCUUCCAAACACAUAGAGAUGAAUAUUGAAUAUGACUGCUGCAACAAUAAAGAGCUGAAACUGUAUGCAGUUUACCUUAUGAACAUGACGACAAGUCUUUGUAUUUGGAAUGCCCUGUGUUCAAUCUCAUGCGUGAAUAUAAUUAACACAGUUUUGGGGCCGCAUCAAAUUACUAGAGAAAGCUGCCAACGUUGUCUGUCUGAACCAGAAAUUAGAUCUUCUUUCAUCAAAGAUGACGUGGUAAUUCUUUCUCAGAAUCUGAAUGAAUCCCAAGAGGAUGCAGUUUCAAGCUGUGUUAGUAUGAUGAAUUGCAGACACGCUGAUAUCAAACUUAUUUGGGGACCACCAGGGACAGGGAAAACAAAGACAGUUGCAUGCUUAUUAUUUUCUCUACUCAAGUUUAAAACAAGAACAUUGGUAUGUGCUCCAACUAAUACUGCAGUUUUGGAAGUGGCAAUUCGGUUGCAUAGGUUAGCUAUGAAUUCACUUGAACAUGAUAGAUAUGGUUUGGGUGACAUUGUGCUAUUUGGCAAUAGUAAGAGGAUGAAGUUAAGUUCUCAUCCAGGCCUUGAAGAUAUCUUUCUUGAUAACCGGGUCCGGAAUCUCAUGCAGUGCUUUGAUCCAAAUACUGGAUGGGACAGUAACUUGCAAUCCAUGAUACAGUUGAUCAAUUCCAUGAAAGAAUUGGCUAAGAAAGAGUCUAGUGAAGUAGUUGAAUACAAGAAGAAAUUUUGUGAACAAAGAGAGAAGCUUGAGUUCUUCAUGCAAACCUUAUACACACACAUGCCAACAUCUCUCAUUUCACUGGAAAUGGUGACAAAAAUGCUUCAAGCUAUUGACUUGCUAAGGUCUCUUGGAAUUUCCUUGACACCGGCCAAAUUCAAGAAAAGAGAUGAAUGCCUUAACAUACUAAGUUCGCUUUCUGAGACCGUAGACCUACCUAAACUUGACAAGAUUGUUUUAAGGGGAGGUAUCUUCACGAGAGUUGUCGAUAGAGUUCAAGUAGAAAAAUUUUGCUUGUCGAAUGCUUGUCUAAUUUUCUGUACUGCAUCAAGUUCUAUUAAAAUGAACUCAGCAAAGGUGAAACCAGUGAAAUUUUUAGUUAUUGAUGAGGCUGCACAGCUAAAAGAAUGUGAAUCCACAAUUCCGUUACAGUUAUCAGGUCUUCGCCACUGUGUCCUAAUCGGAGAUGAGAAACAACUUCCAGCAUUUGUAAAUAGUAAGAUUGCAGAUAAUUGUGAAUUUGGACGGAGUUUGUUUGAGAGGUUGGCAAUUUUAGGAUACAAGAGGCAUAUGCUUAACGUUCAAUACAGAAUGCAUCCUUCCAUCAGUUUGUUCCCAUGCAAAGAGUUCUAUGGUGAAAAGCUUUUUGAUGCUCCUGUUGUAAGGGAAGAAAGCUAUAACAAGCUCUUCCUUGAAGGAGAUAUGUAUGGUCCUUAUUCUUUUAUUAACAUAGCUAAGGGUACAGAAAAAUUUGGACAUGGACAAAGUCUAAAGAACAUGGUUGAGGUUGCUGUUAUUUCAAAGAUACUUGAAAACCUUAAACAACAGUUCAUGAGGACAAAGAAGAAAGUUAGCAUAGGAAUAAUAUCUCCAUAUAAUGCUCAAGUUUAUGAAAUCAAGGAGAAAGUUAAGCAAUUCAUUUGGUGUUCUAAUUCCAAGUUCGCUGUUAAUGUUCGUUCUAUUGAUGGUUUUCAAGGUGGCGAGGAAGAUAUUAUAAUAAUAUCUACUGUGAGAUCCAAUGGAAGUGGUAAUGUAGGUUUUCUUUCAAAUAGACAGAGAACAAAUGUGGCUAUUACUAGGGCUAGAUAUUGCCUAUGGAUAUUAGGAAAUGAAUCUACUCUAAUCAACAGUGACUCUGUUUGGAGAAAUAUAGUUGUUGAUGCUAAGAAAAGGGGUUGUUUCCAUAAUGCUGAAGAGGACAAGAAAUUGGGCCAGGCUAUUGAGGAUGUCUUAUUCGAUCUCCAGCUGCUCGAAAAAUCCGAGUCUCGGUUUAAGAAACCAAAGCUAGAUGGAAAACCAAUACUUGAAGAAUCUGAUUCUUGGUUUAAGAUACAAAAUCAAUAUCUGAAGAAUCCGAGCCUCGAUUUAAAAUAAAAAACUAAGUUUAGGUGGAAAAUUAAAAAAUCAACUAGUCCCUCCCUUUAGUGCCAUUUGUGGUGGUGAAUUAUUUAUUCUGGUGGUGAUUCUGAUUUGUUUAAGAUGUUUAUGAGUUUGAUGAAAAACAUAGUAGCCUUGUUAAUUUUUGUGCUUUGAAUAUCCACCAAGUUUUUUAAUCCAGGCAAUAGUUUUAUACAACUCU
Messenger RNA from Vicia villosa (hairy vetch), 3061 nucleotides. Its product is annotated as helicase SEN1-like. Gene Ontology annotation, molecular function: helicase activity. NCBI's taxonomy places the organism in Eukaryota, Viridiplantae, Streptophyta, Magnoliopsida, Fabales, Fabaceae. The transcript is spliced from 6 exons. Bases 151 to 2856 code for a protein of 901 amino acids. The record is from RefSeq and is a predicted model, not a curated record.